CGUUGCAAAGGUACUUUCCCAUGCAAUUUCUAGGAAAGAGAAACCCUCUUUCCCCCCAUGAAAACAGCCAUGAAAAUCUAACACCAAUACAUACCCAAAAAACAAAAACAGCUUUUCAUUUGGCCUCUUAUCUGUACCUUCGUUGGCAAUAUCCCCACCUUCAUCUCUCUUUCUCCCCUCAACUCCCCUCUGUUUCAAUCCUCCUAUUUAGUACCCUAGCUCCUUUCUAUUUCACCAUCCAGUAUUAUUUCCUCGUGUGUUUUUUUGCUUGCAUUUCUAGGCAAUGGCAGCAAAAACCGGCAUUGUGUUCGAGGACUUCUUUCCGGUCAUGAUCGAAAAACUAGGUGCGGAAGGAUUCAUGGACGAGCUCUGUAACGGGUUUCGACUGUUGAUGGAUGGGGAGAAGGGAGUCAUCACGUUCGAGAGCUUGAGGAAGAAUUCCGCCGUGCUAGGGUUGCAGGGGAUGGGCGACGACGAGCUGAUGUGCAUGCUUGAGGAAGGCGAUUUGGACGGGGACGGGAAGUUGAAUCAGAUGGAGUUUUGUGUUCUUAUGUUUAGACUUAGUCCUGAUCUGAUGAAUGGAUCAAGAAGGUGGCUGGAAGAAGCUGUUAUGAAUUAACGUGAUGUAGACUUUCUCCUUGUAUUCUCGAGGUCUUAUGCCACAUCUUAUUAUUCUUACUAUAUUUACUAAAAUAAUCAGGUGUCGCGCCAUCGUAUCCCGGCUCUUUUCAUCCAGCCAGCUAUUAUGUAUCCAUUUUUUUGUAGGUCUUUUAUGUAAUUACCAUUGUUAAAUACAUCUUAUUUCUCAAUGUAUCCAUUUAA
Molecule: messenger RNA, 822 nt
Organism: Rhododendron vialii
Lineage: Eukaryota; Viridiplantae; Streptophyta; Magnoliopsida; Ericales; Ericaceae
Product: calcium-binding protein KRP1-like
Exons: 1
Coding region: 284-619 (111 amino acids)
Molecular function (GO): calcium ion binding
Source: RefSeq, a predicted model, not a curated record